ACAGAAGUUGAGAGUUGUGGCGUGAAGGUGUAAAGAUAUGAUUUGGUUAGUGUCUAAAUAAGGCUAUGGCGGAAACCUUAUUACCAUGGAUCAAAAGUGAGAUUCCCCGACAUCUCUGAUACACAGUUUGGCGAGACAUGGUAAAUGUAAAGAUGGCAGCUGUCAGAGCAAAGUCAUUUCGUCGCCAAGGAAGUCUCAUUAGGAGCAAAUCUGAGGGGACGUUGAUUGAUCUAGAGGACACUGGAACGCUGAACAUCAACAAUUUAAAUGGGAGUAGUUACAUAAUAAAUCAAGUGACAAAACAUUCAGAGUGGCCUGUGUUGCAGCCGGAGGUCAAACAUGGAAGGCAAACCACAAAUCCAUUCUGGAACAAACUGUCUAUAUCCAAUCCGUUUUUGGAUGACAUUUUACACACAAACAAUGACAAAACAUUAAGCAACGCUGAUCUAUCAGUACAGAAAGAUGAACCUUCGACUCUGUUUGACAGUGAGAACUUUGACGCCAGUAGCACAUCUUCGGACGAAACAAACUUUGCCCAUUUUGCGGAUACGAAGCAAAAGAGCAUAAGACAAUCAGGGAGAUGGAGGAGUGCCUCGGAUAUUCUCGGCGACCAGGAGAGAAAGGAACCGAAAAGGGAAAACGGCCUCAAAUUGUCAGCAGGCCCAUUUCUGAAUGCAGAUUUCGAGUGGUUGAAAAAUGACCGGGAGGCUUACAAAAUGGCCUGGUUGAGUCACAGGCAGCUAACGAGGUCAUGUCUUGACCUAGGCCUGAUGAGUCAGAGUCCUGGAUGGGCCCAGACCCAAGCCACCGACUCUCAGAUAGUCUGCAAGAUAGGUCACAGCGGAGGGUCACUACAGUUACCAGACUCUGAUAUUACCGCCCAUAUCCCAGAGGGCCAUGUUCCUGCUGGGGAGGUUCAGGAGGUUGCACUGAGCCAUCCUGGAGCCCCUCAUGGGCUGAAUAACAACUACAUGACAACCGUGAGUCCGCUCCUGGAGGUGAGUCUCAGCAACACGAGCGGAAAGGAAUCCAUCACACUGGAAAUGAAAAUGGUCGCGGAGGUCAAGAAGGAUCCGAUAAGUCAGGUCAUGACCACAUUUGUGGGACUAGUGUCCAACAAGAGAGAGGGACCUUAUCAGAAAGUCAAGGACUGUUACAUUUACAAGAACAUCAUGCAGAUGAAUCUUCAAGACUUAAAGUCUAAUUUCUAUGUUAUUGUAGCCGCAGAGGCCUCGGUUAUCCAGCCCCCUGCUACAUCCGUUUGGGAUUACCUGGAUCGUCAAGUCACCGUCGCCGUUUAUGGCCCAAAGUAUAUCCAUCCAUCUUUCAAAGUGGUCGUGGUCGUUUCUUGCCACGAUAACGUUCCACCGAGGCUUCCGUUCUCAGAUAUCCACAGGGGCAACAGAAACUUGCCCCCCCUGGUGCUACAGCUCUGGGAGAAGCACCAGUUUAGCCCAGAGAGACUGAAUGACCUACACAUUGUGACUUCCAUCAUAGCGUCAAAGUUCGAAGUCAAAGCCCAGGAUAAAAGGAAAGAAGUGAAACAAGGGCUACUCAAACUGGGUAAAGUCAUUCACCUGCCUCUUGAGCUGGCCAAGAUGGGCAAUGGGGAGAUGGAUUCCUUUAAACUAUGCCUCCAGGUGAGGGAUUCAAACAGUGUCACAGUAGCAGAGUUCCAGGUGUCUUCCCCUGCAGCGGCACCUAUUCGCUCUGAAAAGCGAGAUCCCAUGCGAAACAAAAUGUGUCAAUCGCUAUCUAUACCGGAGGAAUCCGUCCCAGAGUUCCCAAAAUUCUGGACCAGACCUGUGAAGGUGCAGUGUUACGGGGUGGCACUGAAGUCAGUGCUCCGUCAACCGCGAGUGGAGUACCUCCUGGAGUACUUCAAGGGUGACACCGUGGCUCUCCUCUCCAGAGAGACCGUGAGGUCGGUGGGCCAGUCCAAAGUCAAGGAGUGGUACAUCGGCUUCCUCCGAGGCAGGACCGGCCUGGUCCAUUGCAAGAACGUCAAGCUCAUCACCCGAGACCAAGUGAUCGACUUCAACAGCACUGACUUCACCACCGAGACCCUCUUGGACAACAUGGCACUGCCGUUCAAGAAGCUCACCUACAUCUACUCAGACAUCCAGACACUGGUGACUGAACACAUCCUCAGCUGGAGGGGCUUCGCUGAUGCCCUGGGCUACUCGAGCUUGUUGCUGGAAAUCACACGGAGACAUGCUGAAACAGAGGCUGAGAAGGUGGCCUGCGUGCUGGAGAAACUGAAGGAGGACUGCCACACUGAGAACAGCAAGAAGAAGUUCCAGCACAAGCUCAUGAUCGGUUUGUUGAAGAUGGACUCUCAGGCUCUAGUGGCUCAUCUGAUCCAGAACACAGUCAUCCUGUCCACAGCGGUGGAGCUGGGUAUCAGGUGGAGGGAGCUCGCUGAGAGGCUGGGGAAACUCUCCAGUGCUCAGAUCGCUGCUUACGAGGCACCACACCGGGGGAAGAGUGGAGAAGUUAGCGCCGUGUCUAUGUGGAAACCUGCCUAUGACUUCCUGUACUCAUGGAGCCAGCUGUACGGAGAGGGCUACCAGGACAUGAUCCAGGACCUCCACCUGGCCCUGGACAAGAUGAAGAGCCCAAUCACCAGACAGUGGAGGCAGCUGACCGGGGCGCUAAUCGCAGUCAACUGUCUGGAGAUCCUCAGGGUCUCAGCCUUCCCCAAACCAUAGAACCCCACUGAGGAGAAGAAUGAGCACGAUGGAGAGCUCAAAUGGGUAACAACUGUAGAACUGAGGCCACAGAGGCCCUUCGAUCAAGCUUACUGCAGUUCCCACUAUCUUUGAAUACGGAGGUCCUUGUUACGAUGCAGAGGGGGAGGUGAAGAUAAAGUCAAUGUUUGUUCUUGUUCUUGUAUUGUGCCGUGUCUUUGCCCACUUUGUCAGAGUUUCUUCUUCGAGUUCAGUUCAUGUCGUAAACAUAAUUAUAGCUAUAUUUAAUUAUUCAUUGUGGCUAGACACUUAAACUGUAUUGCUAGAUUUUGUUCAUACAAAGCCAGAACCAGUGUACGAACAUAAAUCUCAGCCAUAUUAACCAUAUGUAUCUUUACAUGAGUUUCAUAAAGGCUUCGUUUUGAUAAUUUGUCUAACAGAUAUCUGCUUCCUUUGACAUAAUUUCUUAAGACAAAACAGCAGAAACUAUAUUGAGGUCUGUUACUUUUGGGUUUUUCUGUUAGACACUAUGUGAUAGCGCUUGUUAUUGAUUUGACAUUAAUAGUAAGGCAACAUACAGUAGAGUUAGCACUUCCAGUUGUCACACGGUUUUAUACCUUUUAUAUUUUAUGUUACAAUGUUACAUGAAAUACAGAGCCUGGUUUUUCAUUACAUUUUACAUGUAUUUACGUUUAUUUUAGCUGUAUUUACGCUAAUUCUGGUUAAGGUUGGAAGGGAUUACAUUUGUUUUAUCUGCCAGAUCCAAUCCUCAGUAUUUAGAUUGCUAUUUUUUAACAGUGUCUUAAGCCCAUACACUCAAACCUUUUUCAGUGCAUUUAGUUUUGUCUACUUGAAAAUAGCAUAUUAUGUUAAAAUAUAUUUUAAAUAUGUAAUAUAAUGUAAAACAACCUUGUGAUUUUUCUGAAAUAUAAUAUUUCACAACGUUGAUUUAUAACUGAAAUGGUGACCUGGUGUGUAUGAAGUAUGAAUUAAUAUCACUUACAUUUUGACAGAUAAGUAAUAUAUGACUAUUUAAAUGAAUUGUCAACUACAGUAGUUAAUUGAGAAGAUCAAUUAUUUAUGUUCUAGUUCAUCACCAGGUUGUGAAUCACAUGUUUUGUAAGAGUAGCAGGGAUAGUGAGCAGUAAGGGUCUGUGUCUUGCAUUGUGGGUAGUGUAAUAAUGUGACAAGAUACUACGAGUAGUGUCAUGCGGUUCACUUUGGUCUCGAACAUGUCACAUCCGUUCAGUUAAAGAUAAAUGAGAAUAUUUCGUUUUCGUUAGGGACUUGCAUUGACCCUAAUACUGAAGUCUGUUCAUAGAGGGGGAUGAUUGAAACGACUUGAUUUACCAUGACAAUAACACUUUAAUUACAUAGGCCUAGAUCACGUUCUCUGUAUAGACAGAUUGUAUCCACAGAGGAAACCCUUCAGUUAAAAGACCUGAAGCUGAAAUUCAUCUGAAACGCCCAAUCCUAACUCCCCAAUUUAUAAGCAAUAAAUCCUGUCCUUGAACCCUA
Messenger RNA from Oncorhynchus keta (chum salmon), 4208 nucleotides. RefSeq names its product metastasis-associated in colon cancer protein 1. Gene Ontology annotation, molecular function: protein binding. Gene Ontology annotation, cellular component: cytoplasm. Lineage: Eukaryota; Metazoa; Chordata; Actinopteri; Salmoniformes; Salmonidae. The record is from RefSeq and is a predicted model, not a curated record.